Molecule: messenger RNA, 6279 nt
Organism: Tetrahymena thermophila SB210
Lineage: Eukaryota; Ciliophora; Oligohymenophorea; Hymenostomatida; Tetrahymenidae
Exons: 5
Source: RefSeq, a predicted model, not a curated record
AUGAUUUCAAAAAGCAAUUAUUUUCAAUAAGGAUAAUAAACGAUCAUUAAUAAGCAUAACUGCACUUUCGGGUCAUGCAUAAGUGAACUCAAUAAAAUAAAUAAAAAAUAUUUAAACAAUAUCAAAAAAGGAAAUAAAACUUUUUGCCUUUUGCAGAGUAACUUAUAUGAAAAUGAUUUGUUUUCUCAUUAUAAAGACAAUCCUCUUUUACGCGAACUUUAUGAUAGAAGUAAAGUUAAUAAAUGUAAUCAUCUUUUGCUGGUAGAAGCACUUCUAAAAAACAAUCAAAAGUGCGAAUUAGUUUUUUUUGAUCUGAAUAUGUUUUUGGGAAAUAUUUAAAUUUCUAGAUUACAAAGACCAUUUUUAAAUAAUAUGAGUAUGAUUUCAGAAUUUUUAGAAAAAAAUAUUAUUCCUUAGCUUAAAAAGCUUUAAAUUAGAGAAAUUUUAGCUCUAAAAUAUGCAUUUGCAGGUUAGGAUAAAAACCUAGAUGAGUAUGAAAGUGGAUUCGACAACUAUUUGAAAUAUGUUAUUAAACAAAAUAUAGAUUUACAUUUAUUUAUUUAGUAUGUUUAUGAUAUUUUGAAUAAUAUUUCAGAUGGUGAUUUUAAUUGUAAUUCAGUCUAUAUAUCUAAAGAUGUUUGCUUAUUAGAUCUUGAACCUUUUGUUAAUGUUUGUGCAAUUUCUAUUUAAUUUUUUAAUUAUAGGCUUAGAGAGGAAAAUAAAUAAUACACAAAAAAUAAUCUUCCACGCAUAACUUUCUUAAAUCUUGAUGGCUACGAUCACGGAUAUAUUAAUUAUAAUUGCUUUAAAGAUAAUAUUAAGAAUGUUUAGUACAUAUCAUUAUUUGAUGACAAUAUAGUUUCUUUUGAAGAAUGCAAAGAUAUUUUUGAAGGGCGUAUGGAGAUAGAAAAUGAAAGAAAAUAAUAAUAGAUUAAUAAAGAGACUCAACUUUAAAAUGAAGUUAGACUUUCGGGCUAAAAAGAAAAAAUAAUAUCUUGUCUAGAUACAUUUAGCUAGAUGCCUGAUGAAGAAUAUAAAUAAAAGAAUUUGUAUCAAAAAAACUCAAUAAUGAUACCCUUGUAGAGUUAUCCAUUAGAUAUUUUAACCAAUCAAAAAGAAAGAGAAGAAUAUUAAAUCUCUAGCGGUAAAAUAAGAAAAGUCUUAAAUGACAUAGUGUAUCCUUCAAUUAAAAAUUUUUAACCUGAGUUAGUUAUUGUAACAUAUUCUUUAUCCAUGAAUAAAUAAUCUCAUAAAAAGAAAAGUUAAGGAGAUACAAAUUAUUCUUACAAUAAUUUUAGCUUAAAUGAAUAACUUUUCUCAGAAAUAAUGACUCAUAUUCAAAUUUAUGCUAAUUCAAAAGUAAUUUACUGCCCUCAUAUACUCAAAAAUAUUUUUUAAGUUAGCAGAAAUGACUACAAAUCAAAUAAAAAUUAUAGUUUUGAUGAAAAAUACUAUUUUAACACUAUGUAAUCUUUUGCCUUUAGCGAUGCACAACAGAUAGAAAGCAUGUACCAAUAUUAAUAAAAUAUAUUAGGUGCUUUUUUUUAAGUACAAAGUCUGCAGUUAGUUGAACCGAUUCCAAAAGAUUAUUUUUAUAAUGAUCCUCUUAAAACUCUAACAUAAAUAUAAUUUUAAAAUAGAAUGAACCGAUAUGCUUCGUUUAUCAGUGAUUAACAUAAUUAAAAUAUUAAAUAAUAUAUUGCUAGUAACAUUAAUAUUCAAAAAUAAACAUAGAUUAUGUAGUAAAUUGCUCAUUAUCACAAGUCUGAAAAAUUGAAAGAUUAAUUUUUAUAAAAGUACAGAAAAGAAUAUGAAAAUAAUGAUGAAAUGAAAGAUGAAAAUAAUAAUUAAAUCAUAGAAACACUCGAAGAUAAUAAAAUGUUAAAAUACAAUCAUUUCGUGUAUGAUAGCUUACAAAUAAUCCUUAAAGCAGGAAAUGAAGAAGAGUUGAAAGCACAAAGAUUAUAUUUUGAAGAUAAAGAAGGAUAAAAAUUAUAUUUUACUCAGUAAAGCUAAUACUAUGUUGAUUAUGAAUAAUAGGUUGUUUUCAUAUUUAACAUUAUUUCUGAUAAUUUAUCACCUUAAAAUUACUAUGCUUCCUUCAAGGAAGGUAAUAUAUCUGAAGGCGGAAUCUUAAAAUGUAAUCCCUUACCCUACUUUUUUCCUGAAAAACUUGAAGGAGGAAACUAAAUGAUUGAGUAUUUAUUAGAAUUCAGCAUUUGUAUAUUCCAAAAUUACAUUUUAGUAGUAUAUGGAAAAUAUAUCUACACACAUAAAUCAAAGGUAAUAAGCAUUUAAAGCCUAGUCAACCUCUAAGAAAACUAAUUUAAAAUAUCAGACCAGAUUUUAUAUUUCAAUUUUGAGCUAUUUGAUAAAACUUCAGAAGGUCACAAAAAAGAUAUUUAGUGGUAAGCUUUAAACAUUUAAUCAAACGCAGACAAACAAUUUCCUGAAAGAUUUAUCAAAACUAAUAACUUUGGUCGCUUGUAUCAUGCUUGUAUCAUAACAGAUAAAUCAACCUCUAAAAAACAUAAAAAAUAUGAGCCUAUUCUUUUUGUAUUUGGAGGUAUCAAAUCUUUUGAUAGUUAAUAAUAAUCUAAUGGAUUUUCAUAACUAUUUUGCAAUUCAAUAAUAAGGAUAGCACCUUAAUAUUAUGAAAAAGGUGAAGAGAACAUAGACGAAAUAUUUAAAAAAGAUUGGUAUGUAAGCAUGUUAGAUAAAUCAAAAUGUAUCACAACAAUGAGGCCUUUUUGUAAUUCUCAAGCUAUUGAAAUCAGUAAAAAUAAGAUAUUAUUGAUCGGCGGAACCCAUAACAAGUAUUUAAUACCUCUCUAAAACGAAAAAAUAUUUGCUUACACUUUUAGUAUUACAAAAGAAACAGCCAUAUCUAACGAGAGUAAAAAAGUGUAAAAACAGCUAAAAUCUAAGCAGCUUAAACAAAGCAAAAUAUAAACUGCAAUUCAAAAUGAAAGAGGGUGGUAGUUAAACGAGGUUGAACCUAAAUAAUUCGGUACUCAAUUUACUAAUGCAGCUCUCUCAAGCCAAAAUAAAAAUAUAUUCUUCUAAAAAGAUGGUUAUAAUGUUUAGUAUUUUAUAAUGCUGAACUAAGAGAAGUAUGUGAAUAAAAAAAUUUAUUUAAAGCUUCAAUAAAAUCAUGAUUAGCAGUAAAGUCCUUAUUGCUGCAACAUAUAAAUAAAUACUCUUUAAAAUCCAUAAAACGGUACUGAAUCCAAUAACUUAAGCGCUAAUUCAGAAACAGGCAAAGAAUUACCACAAACCAACAAAACACUUAAAUUAUAACUAAAUCAUAUAGAUGUUUGUAGUUUAUAGCAAAAUAAUAAAAAUAAUUUAAAUUACUUACCCUUGUCUUACUUUUCUAAUAAUCAUCCAAAUUCUUUGAUUAAAGAAAAAGUUAAUUUGAUAUAUUAGAGCAAUACUGAACUAAAAGAAUCAUCUAGAUUUAGUAGAUCACUAGAUACAAAUGUUUCAAAAAUUACCAACUAAUAACAAAAUAACUAAUAACAAAAUGAGAGUUUUCUUAAAAAGAUUUAACUUUAUAGAAGUAGGUCACAAAAUUAGCAAUAAGGUAUUUUCACAAAUAAUAUAUAAUCUUAAAAUUAGCUACCUUAACAGCAAUCAAAUGUUCAAAGCUAUUAAUAAAAUAUUUAAUUAAAUAAUUAAAAUAAUUCAUCAGCUCAUUUGAAUAAUUUAUAAAAUAAUUCAUAAAAUAAUUUGAUUAAUAAAUAAAAUAGUUUUAAUAAUCUAUUAAAUACUUCCAAUAAUCAACUAAAAAAUACAAAUAGUUUUUAAAACACUUUGAAUAAUUAACAACUCCCUUUAUAUAAUUAAUAAAAUAGUUUAAAUAAUUAACAAAAUAAUUUAAAUAAUUUACCAAAUACUUUGAAUAACUAACAAAAUAACUUGAAUUAUUAGCAAAAUAAUUUAAAUAACAUUCCAAAUACUUUGAAUUACUAACAAAAUAAUUUGAAUUAUUAGCAAAAUAAUUUAAAUAAUUUACCAAAUACUUUGAAUAAUUUACAAAAUUAAGUACCAAUCUUAUAAAACCAGUAAAACUAAAUUUCAAUAGAAAAAUUUUAGGCAAAUUAAAGAGGAUUGAUUAUACCUAAUUAACAAUUAAGCUAACCAAUAUAAUAAAAUUUCAAUAAUCAAUUGAUAAGAAUGGAUUAAAAUAAUUAAUAAAGUGGCUAAUAAUUAUUUUAUAUGAAAAAUAAUACUACAUAAAAUUUUCACAGCAUUGAGUAAGCAUAAAAUUUUUAGAGUUUAUAAAAUUUAUAGAUAAAUAAAUAGUAAUCUCUAAAUCAACUUUAACAAACCAAUCAACUAGCACAAAAUGAUUAAAAGUAGAGUGAACCAUAAAUUUAAAAUAUUUAAUAAUAACAACAAUUACUACUACAAUAAAGAUAAAGCUCAAGUGGUUAAAUUUAAUUGCAAAACUAGUAAAAUGCAAGUAAGCAAUUAGCUGGCUUUUAUGAUAAUACAAAUUAAUAAAAUUAUAUAUACGGCCAAAAUAUGCAGUAAAGAGUGAUAAACCCUAUAUAUAAAGAAAAACCUAGAUUUUAAGAACAUCUAUUAAAUGAAUCAAAAAAAUUAUACACCAAAAUUUACCCCGGCUCAAAAAUUGGUCUUUUAAAUAUUGUGAUUGUACAUUUGGAUUUCAAGUAAAGAAAUAAAAUAAUUAAGAUUGAAGGAGGUUCCUUCUAAGACAACUAUAAAUUUCUUCAGUCUUAUUCUGAAAAUAUAGAUUUUUAAAAAUCAAUAUUUUAAUAGCAGAUUUAAGUUUUACAACAAUAGUAAUAACCUUUAAAUUAGUAACCAUAUACCCAAGAGUGUUUGCAAGAAAUACCUAACAAUUCUCCAAAAGAAUAACCUAAAUAAAUAUAAACAGAGAUGAAUACCAUCUAGCAUAAUCCUAGCUUUGGCAUUCCAUAUAUACUCUAGAGUAAUUUUUUUGCUGCACAGGCUCCAGGUGAAAUCUACUACUAGAAUUACCUUUAUUAUAUUUCUAUAGCAGAUAAUAAACCUAUUUACCCUCUUAAAAUAGAUAUAAAAGUGAAUGCAAAAUCUUUUUAAGCUAUACUUGAUAAUGAUUACAUAUCUCCAGAACCAAAUAAAAUUAGAGGAAUUUAUUUAUCAUAAUGUGGAAGUAUUUUUUUCUUACUCUACAAAGAAAAAUAAUCAACAUAUCAUGUGCUUUGUUGUAAAAACACUGCAGAUAUUAUAUCAAAUAAGUGUAUGAUAUUUGAUAAAUACAUCAAAUACAGAACUAAAGCAGAGUUGUAUAAGUAUAUUAAAAACUAGUUAACUAAUCCAGAGUUUGAAAAGUAUGAUAAAAAAAAGCAAGAUGAAGAGAAAAAAAAUCUUUAAAUAUUAAUAGAAAGAUAGAUUUAAGAUUUUGAUAAACUAAAUGAGACUCUUGAUUUUAAUAUUCUGGUAGAUGAUUAGUUUAUAUAUUUUUUAUCCCCUUUAAUCAUCAAGCACCUAAAGAAUAAUCCUCCUCAAAAUUAACUAGAAUUGGAAAGGGUUCAAUCUCAUCACAUAUUUUUAUCAUACAGAUCUUCCUAAAAGGAUUUAGAAGUUAUACCUUAAGAUUUAUAAUGGUUUAAAAAUUAUAAUGAAGAUAACAUUAAAGCUGCUUAAAGUAAGAAGCAUAUUGCUAUGAUCUUAAAUAAAAUCUUUAAAUCAAGUGAUAGAGAAAACGAAUAUUAUUUAAAAUAUAAAAUAUUAAAUAAAAUCAAUAAACAAUUAAAGACACAAGAGAUAGUAGAAUCUUCAGAAUACACUUAUAAAUUUAGGUGCAAUAUAAACAUAGAUUCUAUUAAAAACAUUCAUCAAAUUAUCAGUAAGUCAGAUUAAGAUAAAUUUGAUUUAAUUUUUAUUUUAAUUGAGAAUAUUAAUACAAACUAUAAAAGAUUUUUCACAUUUAAACCAACAAAUUUCCAUGAAAAUGUAUAAAGUUAAAAUGAAAUUGUAAAUGAUAUCAAAAUCGAUCAUUCCUAAAUAUUUAGAGAUUACAUUUUUACGUCACUUUAAUAAGCAAAAGCUGAGGAUUACUAUAUUUUUGAUGAUAUUAAUAAAAGCUUAUGGAAUGCAUACCCAAAAAGCAAUUAAAAUACCACUUAAAGUACAAGCAUGACUUUGGAAUAAAAUAAAAAUAUGACUUUGGAAUAAACGCUUGCUUAAAAGAAUGCAACAAGUAUCCAAAAAAAUAAAGAUUUUCUAAAACUUUAAUAUUAAUAAUCUUUCAAAGAUAUUUUAUGA